AUGGAAAUUCCUGAAGUUAAGAGUUUGAGAAAAACUGAUUUAAAAGCAAACGUCGGUAAUAAAACAACGAGUAUAGUUAAAGAUAAACCAAGACGGAAGAAGAGAAUAGAAAAGAAAUAUGUGCCACCAAAACCUCAAUUAAGAGAUGGUGCCGUUGCCGUAAGAACUACAUUCUACUGUCCUUUCUUUGGAGUCGUGAGAAUGACCACCCAUGUUAGCAAUUACGAAGCAAUCAAAGAAUUCGUAUAA
Messenger RNA from Danaus chrysippus (African queen), 249 nucleotides. The record is from the annotation of a GenBank genome assembly. NCBI's taxonomy places the organism in Eukaryota, Metazoa, Arthropoda, Insecta, Lepidoptera, Nymphalidae.